CCCUCAGCCAGCUAUAGAACGGACGACCAGCCCGAUCAGCGUUCCAAUGCUUUCUGCAUUCCCAGCUGCCAACUUCAGCUGCUGAAGGGGCUGCUGCCACCUUCUGCCGGCUACACAGCUCAGGAAAAGAAAGGGACCUCAACCCUCCCAGGUCCCUUCUCGUAGGAAACGAUCAAGCAGAGGAAUAAAGAUGGCUGCUAUACCAGUAGAAGAUAACUGCAUCAACUUUGUGGGAAUGAAAUUUAUUGACAACACACUCUACUUUAUAGCUGAUGAUGAUGAUGAAAACCUGGAAUCAGACUACUUUGGCAAGCUUGAACAUAAAAUCUCAACCAUACGAAACUUGAACGACCAAGUUCUCUUCAUUAAACAGGGAAAUCAGCCUGUGUUUGAGGAGAUGCCUGAUUCUGACUGUACAGAUAAUGCAUCCCGUACUGAAUUUAGGAUAUACAUGUACAAAGACAGCCUCACUAGAGGUCUGGCAGUGACCAUCUGUGUGAAGUGUCAGACCAUCUCUACUCUCUCCUGCGAGAACAAAACUAUUUCCUUUAAGAAAAUGGAGCCUCCUGAGAGUAUCAAUAAUGAAGAAAAUGACAUCAUAUUCUUUCAGAGAAGUGUUCCAGGACAUGAUGAUAAGAUACAAUUUGAGUCUUCAUUGUACAAAGGGUACUUUCUGGCUUGUGAAAAAGAGAACGAUCUUUUCAAACUCAUUUUGAAAAAAAAGGAUGAAAAUGGGGAUAAGUCCAUAAUGUUCACUGUUCAGAACAAGAGCUAGCCUAAACAUGCAUAAUUUGAACUUUCGAAGUUUUUGUCUUUCAGAAAGGUUGUAAGACUUUGUGCCUAUAAUUGUAAUAAUGAUAUAAAAUGGAUAAUGGUCUUAAAAGAUACCAACCACUAAGAAAUGAACAAUAAGGUUUCACAAAAU
Molecule: messenger RNA, 925 nt
Organism: Suricata suricatta (meerkat)
Lineage: Eukaryota; Metazoa; Chordata; Mammalia; Carnivora; Herpestidae
Gene: IL18
Product: interleukin 18
Exons: 6
Coding region: 191-775 (194 amino acids)
Biological process (GO): inflammatory response; immune response
Molecular function (GO): cytokine activity
Source: RefSeq, a predicted model, not a curated record